AAUGCGGAUUGAGGGGGUUGGUGCCAAUACCGACACCUUACCAAUUGCCAAGUUCCAACAACAGCACCACCCGCUCCCUCUCUCUCUAUAAAAUCUAACCUACUCCCACCUCUCAAGAUCUCACUUCUCAAGAAACAAAAAAAAAGAGUCACUUCUUUCUCUUCUCUUCCCUCGCUUUGUACUCUGUUCCUGCUUCAAUAAUAAAUAAUGGCAUCAUACGAAGGAAUUCUUUUGGGCAUGGGUAACCCACUUCUCGACAUUUCUGCUGUUGUUGAUGAAGAUUUCCUUAAUAAAUAUGAAAUCAAGCUUAACAAUGCUAUCCUUGCUGAAGACAAGCACUUGCCAAUGUACGAAGAAAUGGCUAACAACUCCAAUGUAGAAUAUAUUGCUGGAGGUGCUACACAAAACUCAAUAAAAGUUGCUCAGUGGAUGCUUCAAAUUCCUGGUGCAACAAGUUAUAUGGGCUGCAUUGGGAAGGAUAAGUUUGGGGAGGAGAUGACAAAAAACUCAAAGAAAGCCGGUGUCAAUGUACAUUAUUAUGAGGAUGAAACUGCUCCUACAGGGACCUGUGGCGUUUGCGUUGUUGGUGGUGAGAGGUCACUAGUUGCAAAUUUGUCAGCAGCAAACUGUUACAAAUCUGAGCAUUUGAAGAGACCAGAAAAUUGGGCACUAGUUGAGAAAGCAAAAUAUUUCUAUAUUGCCGGGUUUUUCCUUACUGUCUCUCCUGAGUCCAUUCAGCUUGUUGCUGAACACGCAGCUGCAAACAACAAGAUCUUCACAAUGAAUCUUUCAGCUCCAUUCAUCUGUGAGUUCUUUAAGGACGCCCAGGAGAAAGUUCUACCAUACAUGGACUAUGUCUUUGGGAAUGAGACAGAAGCUAGAACCUUCGCCAAGGUUCAUGGAUGGGAGACUGAUAACGUUGAGGAGAUUGCUAAAAAGAUCUCCCAGUGGCCCAAGGCAUCAGGGACUCAUAAGAGAAUUACUGUCAUUACUCAAGGUGCUGAUCCUGUUGUGGUUGCUGAGGAUGGGAAGGUGAAAUUAUUCCCUGUGAUCUUGUUGCCAAAGGAGAAGCUGGUUGAUACCAAUGGAGCAGGGGAUGCUUUUGUCGGUGGAUUUCUGUCACAGCUAGUCCAAGAGAAGCCCAUUGAGGAGUGCGUGAGAGCUGGAUGCUAUGCAGCAAAUGUGAUCAUCCAAAGGUCAGGCUGCACAUACCCAGAGAAGCCAGACUUCAGUUAGGUUGAUGUCCGCUCCUACCCUCUUUAGUUUUAUAAUUUGUUUGAAGAGCAUGGUCCCUUUCAAAACUCUAUCGUGGCGGCCAACAUUAUUUGCUCCGGAACCCAUAUAGUUUGGCAGAGGAGUUUGCUUGUUUUAAUAUUGUGUUUGUAUGUGGUAAGGAUCCAUCCUUGUUCGCUCCAUGGAUGAGGAUAUCUAUAUGCCCAUGAUCCACCAUAACAGUUUUUCAUAUUCAUAUCUGAAUGGUGACCGGUUUUGGUUCA
Molecule: messenger RNA, 1496 nt
Organism: Ricinus communis (castor bean)
Lineage: Eukaryota; Viridiplantae; Streptophyta; Magnoliopsida; Malpighiales; Euphorbiaceae
Product: adenosine kinase 2
Exons: 11
Coding region: 208-1236 (342 amino acids)
Biological process (GO): purine ribonucleoside salvage
Cellular component (GO): nucleus; cytosol
Molecular function (GO): adenosine kinase activity
Source: RefSeq, a predicted model, not a curated record